Messenger RNA from Mercurialis annua (annual mercury), 4956 nucleotides. RefSeq names its product CLIP-associated protein. Gene Ontology annotation, biological process: microtubule cytoskeleton organization. Gene Ontology annotation, cellular component: cytoplasmic microtubule. Lineage: Eukaryota; Viridiplantae; Streptophyta; Magnoliopsida; Malpighiales; Euphorbiaceae. The record is from RefSeq and is a predicted model, not a curated record. Gene Ontology annotation, molecular function: microtubule binding. The transcript has 21 exons. Bases 328 to 4647 code for a protein of 1439 amino acids.
CCCCAACCACACAACUAAACCAACACGCCGAGAAAAAAAAAAGUUUUAGUAAACAGCACACUCACACCACCAUAAUCAUCUUCUCCGUCACACUUUUUCUCUCUCUAAAACCACCGAUUAUCUCUCUUAAUAUUUUAGAUUUCGCGACACUUCUCCGCUAAAACGCCGUCGCUUAAUCUUCAUUUCUCUUCCACUAACACUUUAAUUGACUACACUUACUCUACUAAAUCUCGUCGCUAAAAAUAAUAAUAAUAAUUACUCGCUUAAUUUAAAAUUAAAGACAUUCGUCAGAUCUGAGCAGUGCCACACCAGAUCCGGCGGUGUAAAAUGGAGGAAGCAAUAGAACUGGCGCGUGCAAAGGACACGAAAGAGAGAAUGGCGGGAGUGGAGCGCCUCUAUCAAAUUCUAGAAUCGUCGAGAAAGAGUUUGAGUUCGACUGAAACAACGGCGCUUGUGGACUGUUGUUUGGAUCUUUUGAAAGAUAAUUAUAAUUUUAAAGUGUCUCAAGGUGCUUUAAUGGCUUUAGCUUCGGCUGCUGUUUUAUCCGGUGAGCAUUUUAAGUUGCAUUUCAAUGCGUUAGUUCCUGCUGUUGUUGAACGGUUAGGUGAUGCUAAACAACCGGUUCGGGAUUCGGCUCGACGACUCUUGUUAACGUUGAUGGAGGUUUCUUCACCAACUAUCAUUGUUGAGAGAGCGGGCUCUUAUGCCUGGAUGCACAAAAGCUGGCGGAUUCGAGAAGAAUUUGCUAGGACUGUCACAUCAGCAAUUGGUCUUUUUGCCUCUACUGAGCUUCCUCUUCAGCGGGCUAUACUCCCUCCUAUUUUGCAGAUGUUGAGUGACCCUAAUCCCGGUGUUAGAGAAGCUGCUAUACUGUGCAUUGGGGAGAUGUAUUCACAGGCAGGGUCUCAGUUUCGUGAUGAGCUUCAGCGCCAUCAUCUACCUAUGUCUAUGAUGAAAGAUAUUAAUGCUAGGCUAGAGAAGAUUGAACCACAAAUACGCCCUGCAGAUGGACCUACUGGUAAUUUUCCUAAUCUGGACGUGAAGGCUAUGAACCUUAACCAUAAAAGAAGCAGUCCAAAGGCUAAGAGUUCCACAAGAGAGGCGUCUCUUUUUGGAGGAGAAAGUGAUGUUACAGAGAAACCUGUAGAUCCGAUCAAGGUUUACUCAGAAAAAGAGCUAAUCAGGGAGGUUGAGAAAAUUGCUUCUACUCUUGUUCCAGAAAAGGAUUGGUCUAUCCGUAUAGCUGCCAUGCAGAGAGUUGAAGCUCUUGUUUUGGGAGGUGCUCCUGAUUAUCCAUGUUUUCGGGGACUUCUGAAGCAACUUGUUAAUCCUUUAAGCGCACAAUUAUCUGAUCGAAGGUCAAGCAUCGUGAAGCAGGCUUGCCAUCUAUUAUGCUUCUUGUCAAAGGAACUGUUGGGAGAUUUUGAGGCAUGUGCCGAGAUGUUUAUUCCUGUUCUUUUCAAGCUGGUUGUGAUUACUGUACUUGUAAUUGCAGAGUCUGCAGAUAACUGUAUAAAGACGAUGUUGCGUAACUGCAAAGUUGCUCGUGUGCUUCCUCGCAUAGCUGAUUGUGCGAAGAAUGAUCGCGGUGCUGCGCUUCGUGCAAGAUGCUGUGAAUAUGCUCUAUUGAUACUGGAACAUUGGCCUGAUGCUCCAGAAAUACAGAGGUCCGCUGAUCUCUAUGAAGACAUGAUAAGGUGUUGCGUUGGAGAUGCUAUGAGUGAGGUAAGGUCAACUGCAAGAAUGUGCUACAGAAUGUUUGCGAAGACCUGGCCGGAGCGUUCUCGCCGCUUGUUUUCAUCAUUUGAUCCUGUUAUUCAACGGAUUGUCAAUGAAGAGGAUGGGGGAUUGCAUAGGCGACAUGCGUCUCCCUCCCUUAGAGACAGAAGUGCACAAUCGUCAUUUACUUCUCAAGCAUCUGCACCUUCAGUCUUGCCUGGAUAUGGAACUUCUGCAAUUGUUGCGAUGGAUAGAACGUCCAGCUUGUCUUCUGGAGCAUCUCUGUCUUCUGGGUUGUCUCAAACAAAGACUCUUGGUAGAGGUGCUGAGCGUAGUCUGGAGAGUGUACUGCACGCAAGCAAACAGAAGGUUACUGCAAUUGAGAGCAUGCUUAGAGGUCUUGAAUUAUCUGACAAGAAUCAUGCUACUCUUCGAUCAUCUAGUUUGGAUCUAGGAGUUGACCCUCCAUCAUCUCGUGAUCCACCAUUUCCGGCUACGGUUCCAGCUUCAAAUCAUCUCAUGAGCUCCUUAAGCUUGGAGUCAACUACUGCUAGUAUCAGCAAAGGUAGUAACCGCAAUGGGGGCUUGGGUUUGUCCGACAUUAUUACUCAAAUUCAAGCAUCUAAAGAUUCCGCUAAAUUAUUACAUCAAAGUAGUGCAGCAACUGAGUCUGUGCCAGUCUUCUCCUCAUACUCAGCCAGGAGGGCUGCUGAAAGACUUCACGAAAGAAGUUCCAUAGAAGAGAAUGACAUUAGAGAGGCUAGGCGUUAUGCAAAUUCACACAUUGACAGGCAGUACACAGAUAUGCCUUACAGAGAAGUAAGCUACCGGGAUUCUCAUAACAGUCACAUUCCCAAUUUCCAGAGGCCACUUUUAAGAAAGCAUGCAGCUGGAAGAAUGUCGGCUGGGAGGAGGAGGAGUUUUGAUGACAGCCAACUUUCUCUUGGUGAGGUGUCAAAUUACGUUGAAGGUCCUGCAUCUCUUACUGAUGCAUUGAGUGAAGGACUUAAUCCAAGUUCUGAUUGGAAUGUCAGGGUUGCUGCUUUUAAUUACCUCCGCUCCAUGCUACAACAAGGCCCUAAAGGUAUCCAGGAAGUGGUCCAGAAUUUUGAGAAGGUAAUGAAGUUGUUUUUCCAGCACUUGGAUGAUCCUCACCAUAAAGUUGCACAAGCGGCUCUUUCGACACUUGCAGAUAUUAUUCCAUCUUGUCGAAAGCCUUUUGAGAGCUACAUGGAAAGGAUCUUACCCCAUGUUUUUUCACGGUUAAUUGAUCCCAAAGAACUAGUCAGGCAACCAUGCUCAACAACUCUGGAAAUUGUCGGAAAAACUUACAGUGUUGAUACUCUGUUACCUGCAUUGCUCCGCUCACUAGAUGAACAGCGAUCACCAAAGGCUAAACUGGCUGUUAUUGAGUUUUCCAUAAGUUCCUUCAACAAGCAUGCUAUGAACUCUGAAGGCUCUAGUAACACAGGCAUCUUAAAGUUAUGGCUGGCUAAGCUGACUCCACUAGCUCAUGACAAAAACACUAAGCUCAAGGAGGCAGCUAUUACAUGCAUUAUAUCUGUUUACACCCACUUUGAUCCGACAUCUGUUCUUAAUUUCAUUCUCAGUCUGUCAGUCGAAGAACAGAAUUCCUUAAGACGGGCUCUUAAACAAUACACUCCUCGCAUUGAAGUAGAUCUAAUGAACUUUUUGCAGAGCAAAAAAGACAGACAACGCUCCAAGUCUUCUUAUGACCCAUAUGAUGUUGUUGGAACAUCUUCAGAGGAGGGAUAUAUCAGUAUGCCAAAGAAGAGUCAUUACUUUGGAAGGUAUUCAGCUGGUUCCAUUGACAGUGAUAGUGGCAGGAAGUGGAGUUCCACCCAAGAAUCAACCUUGAUCGAAAAUACAGCUUUUGAUGAUUCUCAAGAGAAUUCGUAUCAGAAUUUUGAUAACACUUCUAAUGUUGAACUUCAUAGUUCCAAAGUCAGAGAUUUGACAUACAUGGCCAAUUCUACCACACAGAAUGCUGCUUCUCGGGUUGGCCGCACUGAAAAUGUUGACAAGAGCUUAAGUUUGGAUGGGUUAUCCAAUCCUCAACUGGACAUUAAUGGGCUAAUGAUUUCUGAAUCACUGGUGGAUGCUGAAAGUGUUGGUCAUGAUAAUGAUGUUGCUCAUGGCUUGGACCUUAACCAACAUAAGCCUGGAGCUGUGAAGUUCAACGCCUUACCUGAUUCAGGCCCUAGCAUCCCCCAAAUUCUUCACCUGAUUUGCAAUGGUAACGAAGAAAACCCUUUGGAAUGUAAGCGCGGUGCACUUCAGCAGUUAAUUGAAGCAUCUAUUGCUAAUGAUCAUUCUGUUUGGUCCAAAUAUUUCAAUCAAAUUUUGACUGCUGUACUUGAAGUAUUGGACGAAACAGAGUCCUCAAUCCGGGAAGUUGCUCUUUCAUUGAUUGUUGAAAUGCUAAAAAAUCAGGACGCUGUAGAAGACUCCAUAGAGAUUGUGAUCGAGAAGUUGCUACAUGUCACAAAGGAUGCUGUUCCAAAAGUUUCUAAUGAAGCUGAGCACUGCUUGAGCAUUGUGUUGUCUCAGUAUGACCCAUUUAGAUGUUUGAGCGUCAUUGUUCCUCUAUUGGUGACAGAAGAUGAGAAAACUCUUGUGACGUGCGUAAACUGUUUGACGAAGCUUGUGGGCCGACUCUCACAGGAGGAACUAAUGACUCAGCUACCAUCAUUUCUGCCUGCCCUUUUUGAAGCUUUUGGAAACCAAAGUGCAGAUGUUCGCAAGACUGUUGUUUUCUGCCUGGUGGAUAUUUAUAUUAUGCUUGGGAAAGCAUUUUUGCCGUACUUGGAAGGGCUUAACAGUACACAGCUACGGUUGGUGACCAUUUACGCAAACCGGAUAUCGCAAGCCAGAACAGGUACUGCAAUAGAUGCUAGCCAUGCGUAGUUUGGUUUUGUCGAGAACCGGUGAUUGUGAGUUUCGUGUGUGUCGGCUUAUCCUUGAUUGUGUAUUUUGUAUAUUUGUGUGAGUGCAUUUGUGAGAGCGGUUCUUUCCAUGUAUCUGUUAUUGGUAGAUAAUUAUUCUUAUUCUUUUUUUCCCUCCCCCUAUUUUUAUUUGUUCUAUAGUUGGUGUGUUUGGUUUUGGAGGGCUUUAGUGGGAAACAGAUGUUUUUUUUGCAAAUAUUGUAAUCAGUACUUUGAAAAGAAAGUGUUAGCAAAUAUAUGGAAGAUAGAAAUGUUUCGCCCCCGUGAGAAA